This is a messenger RNA of Perca fluviatilis (European perch), 4501 nucleotides long. RefSeq names its product ligand dependent nuclear receptor interacting factor 1 (gene lrif1). The record is from RefSeq and is a predicted model, not a curated record. Lineage: Eukaryota; Metazoa; Chordata; Actinopteri; Perciformes; Percidae. Gene Ontology annotation, biological process: regulation of DNA-templated transcription. Gene Ontology annotation, molecular function: nuclear retinoic acid receptor binding. The transcript is spliced from 3 exons. The coding region runs from base 424 to 4323 and encodes 1299 amino acids.
CAGGAGCAGAAACCUUCGUUUCACAAUCUCACUGCUCGUGUUCAGUCUACCUCGGAUGUUUUUUUUAGACAUUAUGGCUAAUAAUCUAAAUCAUUGGUGAUGGAACGUAAUGGGGAUUUUUUUUACUUCCGGAGCUAUGCAACCAACCACCCGGAACUACAUUGCUGUAACAGACCGGAAGGUUGAUGUAACGGACGCGAUAUAGAAACGGAAGCCCCAGAAGAAAAAUGUCGAGUGAAAAAUGUUAAACGGGGGUUUAUUUAGUCGACGGUUGACCCCCGGCGUUGUUAUAGACAACCUCUCCGUUUAUCUACGUUAGGGACGGAACUUAACACGCACGUUGUGCCGUGAAUUAUUUUGUCUCGAGACUCAUUUAAAGCUGCUUUUGGAUGGGAACAUUACAAGCCAGGUCCAACUGGUUUCAUGAUGUUUCCCGCUACGAAAAACAUGGAUUCUAUUCACAGUGGGACCGGUGUCUUCUACCAGGCCAUACCUGCUGUCGGAGCCGACGGAAAGAACAUCAUGAAACUGAUUCCUGUACAAAUGGUCAACGGGCAGUUUUUCCAGUCUCCAAUAAGCAAAACGGAUUCGACACAACAGAAAGCUGUCGGCGUGAACAUCGCCUCAGCACCUGUUCAGACGGUGCAAAAGGCAGCGUUGAAUCCUUCUGCCACUCAGCAAGAUGUCAGGAAGCAGGUUUCCAUCAUUAAUGUCUUCCCUAAUCAAGUGGGUUUGGAUCGCAGUAGUUCACUAAACAAGCAUCCACUGCAGCAACAGAGGGUGAAUUUAAUAGCCAUACCUCAGAUGGAGACACCUGCAGCAAACAGUGCGAAGUCAGGAAGACCUCCAGGUCCGCUCCCAGUCACCGUGAGAGCUCCAGCCAUCCCCAGAGGACGGUACCUUCAGAUUACCCCUAAUGCAACAGUCCCAACAGUCCCGAGAGUACCAGCAGUCCCGACAGUCCCAGCAGUCCCAACAGUCCCAACAGUCCCAACAGUCCCGAGAUCCCCAGCAGUCCAAACAGUCCCAACAGUCCCGAGAUCCCCAGCAGUCCCUACAGUCCCAGCAUCUGAACUACCUCCUCGUGUCAAGAGACCGAUUUUUCCUUCGCCAGCCAACUCCACUCCAAGUUCAGGCUCAGCCGGUGUCGUCGACACGUCACCAGCUGUCACAACUGUCAGUGUUUCUGCACUCGACACGCUCAAGUUUCUCUGCAACAUGUCAAAUGCUACUUCAUGUGGAUCGCCAUCAAAAGGACCACAACCACAUUUAAAAUUAAUUCCAAAGGUUUCACAGAGGCCCAACAGCCCCAUUAAGUGGGUAAUCGAAGAAGAGGACAGCUUCGCGGCUCCGACUCUUGAUCCUGCUAAUUUUUCCGUCAGUUCAGAGAUUCUUCGAGCCUUCGCAGAGAGAGAAAGUGCUCCCAAGCACUGCGACGCUUUUACAAAUCCGGUCUCCGGGUCGAGUCUGGGCAAAAGUGGACAAGGACAGGAAAGCCCCUCGGUCACCUGCAACAGGAAGGUGGUUUUGGCGGCCAAAAACGGCAGCGUACCAUAUAAAAUGGGAAAAAGCGACUCACCCGCAGCAGCGGGAAAAAGUCAUGAAUACAACAAAACCACCGUGCCUUCAUCCCAACAUUCACUUGGAUCAGUUUCACCUCCGAAAAGGCAGGGCAUCAGAAUAAUCAUCCCAAAAGGGUCGCACGAAGUGAUUGAUCUCUGUGACGACGACGCUCACAUUGAUUCGUCCCCACCAGCGGCAUCCGUCCACAUGUCAGCGGCCACUCGUCCGGACGAAGACAAUGUAAUAUUUGUGUCGUAUAUCCCCCCCAAGACUGACUCGGAGUCCACACAAGAUUUGAGACUAAAAACACAAAUGGCACCUGGGAAGGAAACGGACAAGACGGGUACAAGCAGCUCGAACAAUGUGACAGAACAGAAGAGCCCGGAUUGUACAACGGGCACUCUCACAAGAAGAAAACCUGUCCACAGCAUGUCCGUCAACGCAGCUAAAAACGUUCCGCGUGUUUUCGGUUCAGCAGCGAUGAACAUGCAGAAUAAUGAGGGUCCGAACAUCAGCAGUCGGCGGAGCACCGCCACCCAACAGUCGAAGGGCGUGGAAGUUGAUGUAGAAAGACAAAGUCCAGCAGAUCGUGUAAAUAUUGCCUCAGCAGCUGUUCAGAUGGUGAACAAGGCAGCGUUGAGUCCUUCUGCCACUCAGCAAGUUGUCCGGAAGCAGGUUUCCCUCAUGAAUGUCUUCCCUAAUCAAGGGUGUUUGGAUCUUCCACUGCAGCAACAGAACGUGAAUGUAAUAGCCGUUGUACCUCAGAUGGAAACACCUGCAGCAAACAGUGCGAAGUCAGGGAGACCUCCAGGUCCGCUCCCAGUCACCGUGAAAGCUCCAGUCAUCCCCAGAGGGCAGUACCUUCAGAUUACCCCUAAUGCAACAGUCCCAACAGUCCAGAGAGUCCCAACAGUCCCGACAGUACCGAGAGUCCCAGCAGUCCCGACAGUCCAAACAGUCCCAGUAGUCCCGACAGUACCGAGAGUCUCAGCAGUCCCGACAGUCCAAACAGUCCCAGUAGUCCCGACAGUACCGAGAGUCCCAGCAGUCCAAACAGUCCCAGUAGUCCCGACAGUACCGAGAGUCCAAGCAGUCCCGACAGUCCCAACAGUCCCAGUAGUCCCGACAGUACCGAGAGUCUCAGCAGUCCCGACAGUCCAAACAGUCCCAGUAGUCCCGACAGUACCGAGAGUCCAAGCAGUCCCGACAGUCCCAACAGUCCCAACAGUCCCAGCAUCUGAACUACCUCAUGUCAAGAGACCGCUUCUUCCUUCGCCAGCCAACUCCUCUCCGAGUUCAGGCUCAGCCGGUGUGGUCUACACGUCACCAGCUGUCACAACUGUCAGUCCACAAAAUGUUUCUGCACUCGACCCGCUCAAGUUUCUCUGCGACACGUCGAAUGCUACUUCAUGCGGAUCGCCAUCAAAAGGACCAAAACCACAUUUAAAAUUAAUUCCAAAGGCUUCACAAAGGCCCAACAGCCCCAUUAAGUGGGUAGUUGAAGAAGAGGACAGCUUCACGGCUCCGGCUCUUGAUCCUGCUAAUUCUUCCGUCAGUUCAGAGAUUCUUCGAGUUGUUGCAGAGAGAGAAAGUGCUGCCAAGCACUGCGACGCCCAUACAAAUCCGGUCUCCGGGACAGAACAGAAGAGCCUGGAUGGAACAACGGACGCUGGCCGGAGUGUGUCCGUCAACACAGUGAAAAACUUUACGCGUGUUUGUGGCUCAGCAGCGAUGAACAUGCAGAAUAAUGACGGUCCGAACUUUAGCAGUCAGCGGAGCACCGUCACCCAACAGUCGGAGAGCAUGGAAGUUGAUGUAGAAACAAAGAGUCCAGCAAAUCCCAGCAACUCUGACAGCAGCAAAAUAGCGAUUGACACCCACAAAAUGAAGAGCUCCGUGAAUCCCGCAACCAGCUGGACGUCUUCGCCGGCACCAGAAUCCCGUCGACUGGCCGACAAUCUCCUGAGACAGACAUUUGGGAUAACGGCCAAUGUGAAAGUUUGCCUGCAGAGGAUUGACGGUUCCUCAGUCGGGUCUCGUCCCGCAGGGUCGACAGGGGAAGAACUUUCUUUAAAGGACCUUAACCGUCCCCAAGAAAGCGACAGCUGCAGCGGCGUGAAAGCAGAAGGCUCUGCCGCUCCGAGCGCUCGCACAGACCUCGAACCUCUCAGAUGUUCACACUUCCAGCCGAACACGAAACCUCUCUCUGUGUUGAAGAGCAAACGCCACGCGGGUGACACUCCACUCAAGGGAACGUCGUGCGAUGUCGAAACGGAGCCGGCGUUUGGCUACGUGGAACCCAUAGAUGAGGAUUUCCUCAGCGCGGAUGAAAACGACAUCCCAAACGCGCAGGACGCAGCCGGCCGGCCGCAGACUCAGACGUGUGCGGAUCUGAACGCGAACACGAGGAGAAUGGGAAGAACCAGGAAGCGCACGAUGUGUCCGUGCUGCAUCCCCGGUGCCCAAGACCCAAAGUCAGAGGAGCCAGAGGACUGGGCGUGGGCCACCGAGCAGACAAGUAAAAAAGGGAGGAGAACAAAGGCUGUGAGGAAAGCUGUAAAAACAUCUGGAAGGACCUACUGUCUAAGCGCCAGGAACAAGCGCGGCGGUAAGGCCCCCGAGGUUCCAGCCAGCGAGAGCUUGUCCGCGGCGUCCGUGGACUCUGACGAAGUGAAACGACAGGAACGGAUCAGGAAGCUCAAAGAGCUUCUGAAAGAGCAAGAAGCAGCUUUAGAAGUGAUGAGAAACGGCGCGAACUGAGACGAGCAGUCCGAUAUUUUAAACUCUAAUAUUCUUACAAAGUUAAUGGAUUUAUUUUUAGCAUAUAACAUAACUCUCCCCUUUCAUGUCUAAGCUGCCAAAAAAUAAUCUUAAAAAAGAAGAAAAACGAAUAUCUUCUGCUACGUUUCUCCCUCUCAUUCCCCCUGCUCUGGCGUUU